AUGAAGGUCUCGACAACUAGCCUCCUGCUCGCCAGCCUCUACAGCUCGGCCUUUGCUGCUCCCAUCACCGCCGACGUCAACGCGAACGUCGACGUCGAGACCCGCGACAUUGUCGGCAACACCGUCCAGAGCGCAACUGGCACGACUGGCCUCGGAAACCUGGCCAACGUCAACGGCGUUGAGAAGGAUGUCGGCGGCAUCGCUGGCCAGAAUGGUGGUAUCCUCGCCCACGACGGCACCAAGGCGACCGUUGCCGUCAACAACGGCGAGCUCCUCAGCACCGACGCAGACGUCAAGGCCAAUGUCGGUAAUGGCCCGCUUGCCGAUGCCAAGGUCAACGCCCGCUACGACGGUGGCAUUGCUAUCGCAAUCGAGGCAGACGCCAUCUUCGAAGAUCUCGACAUUGAUGCUCGUGCUGUGGAUAUCGACGCUGACGUGACCACUGGCAAGCAAAUCAAGGCCGAUGUCGACGCUGCGAUUAACGCUGAUGUCAACACCGAAGCCAACGUCAAUGUCCGCGAGGCGGUCCUUGACAACGGUGUUGUGGUUGCCGCUGCCGACGUCAAUGCUCGCGGCGUGAACGUUGACGCCAGCGUUGCCGCUGGACAGAUGAUUGACACUGACGCCGACGUGGAGGUCAACUCCCGCGCUGUGAAUGUCGACGCCGACGUUGCCACUGGCGAGCAAAUCAAGGCUACUGUUGACGCUGAUGUCAACGUCGAUCCUCGCAGCGUGAACGUUGACGCCAAGGUUGCCGCCGACGAGCUGCUCGGCACCGACACCAACAUCAAGGCCAACGUCGCCAGUGGCCAGCUCGCCGAUGCUAAGGUCGACGUCCGUGAUGUGGAUGCCGACGUGACUGCCAAUGUUGUCACUGGCCAGCGCGUCAACACUGACGUCAACGCUGAUGUCAACGUCGGUGCUCGCAAUGUGGGUGUCAAUGCCAAUGUUGCCACUGGUGAGCGCGUCAAUGCUGCUGCCGACGUCAAUGCUGAUAUCGAAGGCGUCUCUGCCCGUGGCGUUGUCGGUGAUGCCACCGACAGCGUCGAGUCCACCGUCAAGUCCGCCACCGGAGUGGACGUGAACGGUAUCGUCGGCAGCGGUGCUACGCAGGGCCUGACUGGCAACCUGUAA
Akanthomyces muscarius is the source of this 1134-nucleotide messenger RNA. RefSeq lists its product as uncharacterized. Bases 1 to 1134 code for a protein of 377 amino acids. The record is from RefSeq and is a predicted model, not a curated record. Lineage: Eukaryota; Fungi; Ascomycota; Sordariomycetes; Hypocreales; Cordycipitaceae. The transcript has a single exon.